AUGACUACCCUACCGCCUUUGCAAACCGCAUCAACAACAAAGCACAGCGGGAACGACGCCCGAUUUGGAGAAGGUGAUAGCAAUCGAAACAAUGAAGCAGAGAAACAAAUUUUUUCUUCUGAUAUGAACACGAACGCAAAUAGCUCUACCGAUCAUGCAGCCACUUUGUCAAACAAUCACACCAGUACAAAAGAUGCGAACAUUGGCUUCAAUGAUUCGAGCAUCAGUAGUCCACACGAAUUGACAGAUUGGGUGGAUAAUGUGUUAGAUCAACUUGAAUCACGCUUUUCUGUAAUGAGCGGACAAGUUGAAAGUAGAAUGAAAGAAAUGUCAGAGCGAAUCGAUGCACUGGAAUCAUCAAUAGAAGAAUUGAUCACAGGCGCUUCAACUUCUUUGAGGGAUCAAUCGCAAUGA
Molecule: messenger RNA, 414 nt
Organism: Meira miltonrushii
Lineage: Eukaryota; Fungi; Basidiomycota; Exobasidiomycetes; Exobasidiales; Brachybasidiaceae
Exons: 3
Coding region: 1-414 (137 amino acids)
Biological process (GO): cellular heat acclimation
Cellular component (GO): cytosol; nucleus
Molecular function (GO): transcription corepressor activity
Source: RefSeq, a predicted model, not a curated record